AUGCCUCCGAAACGCACGCGACGACCAUCCCCGUCUUCUGCUGGCCUUUCUGCUGGCGAGCGUCUCAAGCGCAUCAAGCUCACCAAUAACGCUGCCUACUCUGCGUGGGGCUGGGUCGAGACCGAAGUCACUCAAGCGUCCGACAUCCGGGAUGAGCAUCUGUUGGCAACGUGUGGCUUCUCUCGAAGGAGCAGCCAUCCAAUUUGUCCGAACAAGCACCUUCCCGACUUCUCAAACACCUCCGCGAAACAAUCCCCGGUUCACAGUCACUCCACUCGUCCGCAGAAGGUAGAGUCGGAAGUGGUGGACGACGUGAUAGUGAUUUCAGACGACGAGGGGUCGUCAUGUACGCCUAAAUUAUGCAAAUCUAAUCCAUACUGCUUGAACUAUCUCGGCCAGGACAACUGGGAGAAUGCUGAGGACGCAUAUGAGGGGUGGAUGAAAGUUCAUAGUCUUGGCGAGAACCCAACUGUGAAGUCUAGAGACGGUAACAUGCCUAUAGGCCUUAAGAACCUAGGUGCCACUUGCUAUGCCAAUGCUUACCUGCAGGUAUGGUUUCAGGACCUGCCAUUUCGCAAGGGGGUGUACGAAUGCCACGCGAGCUGCAAUGCUCAGAGAUCGUUCGAGGAAUCCCCGAUAUUUCAGCUCCAGGUUACCUUUGCUGCAAUGCAAACCUGUGCACUUUCUUCUUUCAAUCCGGUCAAACUAGUAGAGAGUCUGAAGCUACGCGCUACUGAACAGCAGGACGCUCAAGAGUUUUCCAAGCUGUUCAUGGCGCACUUGGACAACGAAUUCAAGCAACAAGAGAAUUCGGGGCUCAGAUCACUAGUUUCGGACCAGUUUCAAGGCAAGCAAGUAUAUAACACUGUUUGUCAAAACUGUCUCCGACACUCAGAGCGGGACUCGGAUUUCCUGGAGAUCGAAGUGAACCUCGAGAACAACGCUACUCUAGAAGAACGGUUAGCUGCACUGUUGGAGCCAGAAACCCUGUCGGACGAUAACAAAUAUCUAUGUCAGCAGUGUGACAGUCUUCAGGAUGCCAAACGCUACACUGAGCUUCGCAAGCUACCUCCCGUACUCCACUUCUCACUCUUGCGCUUCGUUUACGAUCUCACUACUAUGGAGCGCAAGAAGUCGAAGCAAGUUAUCCUGUUUCCGACUUUGAUUGACAUGGAUAGAUUUCUCGGUUCAGAGGAGAUUCGGAAGCAGCGGAAGAAAAAGCCUAUGAAGGAGAGCCAAAAUCUCUAUGAACUUCGAGGAAUCCUCUUGCACAAAGGCACGAGCGCAUACCAUGGCCAUUAUGAGGCUCAAGUUUUCGACGUCGUCCACCAAGGAUGGUAUCAAUUCAACGACGAGGUCGUCACACACAUCGAUUCUUUGGUCCCAGAUCUCGACAUAUCCAAGAAAGGGGGUAAAGCGGCUAAGGAUGUGAAGAAGAAAUCGCAAAAUGGCUCAAGCAAGGGACGUCCUGCUAAGAAUCGUCGGCGCGUUGACAGUGACAGCGAUAUUGAGGUUGUCGAGGAUUCGUCGCGGUCUCAGCAACCAUCCCCACCUACGGAAGGACCUAAAUACAUUUCUUCCAAAGAUGCAUAUAUGCUAGUGUAUGCGCGUGUCAGGGAUGGAAACGUUCCAGGCACAAGCGGUCAAGCAGACGCCUCCUCCCAGCCAGUAGUCCCCACGCCUCCAACGAAGGCUCUCGAAGUUGUCAACAACCUAAACGCCGAGCAUGUCCAGAAUUGUGAUGAGUUCGCUAAACGAGAAGCGGAGGAGAAAGAGCGUUACAAUCGGAAACGAGAUAUGGUCAUGGAUGUCUAUCGCAGCUGGAAUGUCACGUCUCGCAACGAGGAUCAAGUUAUCAUGAGCCGUCAAGCACUAGAGACAUGGCUGUGCCGACAUAUUGUCAAGCCUAAAACACCAAAAGCUACUCCUGCCCCUGCGAUAGACCUAACAGAUACCAAGGAGCCUCGGAGGGAUGAUGCACCGGUCGUUCCAAGACUUGCAAUCACGGACAUUAUUUGCGAACAUCGUUUCCUGGACCCCCAGAAAGCGGGGGACAUGAAAGUCCUGAGAAAGGCUUCCUACACACGGAUCGCGGAUGAAGACGGAGGGCCGUUAGGAACAGAGUUUUCCACAACGGACGUUUGCAGAACAUGUGUGGAGCACAUAUUCAAAGAAAAACUGUACCAGGUCGAGCAUCCACGAGUUGUCGCACGGUUUGACGAGGUUGCUGCUGUUGAGGAAGACGGAGAUGGCUAUUUCGUAUCGAGACCUUGGCUCAAAGAUUGGCGACUUGCGAAACCCAAGAUGCAUCUUGAAGGUGCACCAGAUCCUCCUCCAGACGCCGCGGACUUCCUGAACGAUGUAAUUUGCGAGCAUGGUGGGCUGUCUACGAACACAGUAACACGUCGGCGAAUCUCUGCACAGGCGUACAUGAUCCUCCAGGAACUCUUCUCCAACUGGAAGCCGCCCUCCACAUCCUCGGAACUAUGCGCUGUCUGUGAGGCCAUGUUGCAUUUGUCCAAGGAGGACAGGCGUGAGUUCCGCAAGUUGGCGGAGGACGAAAAGGCAAGGUUGAAGCACAUGCAUGAAAAUGCACUGAAUGGCAACGUAUCGCUUCUUGAAGACACUCCAUGCGCCAUCGUCCCCACUUCAUUCGUGCGCGCGUGGCGGCAGUGGACGUUGCGCCCGGGCGAUAUUGCACGACCUGAAGUCAUAGACAAUGCGCAGUUCGUCUGUGAACACGGUCUCCUCGCCUUUGAUCCCAAUCUCGGAGGCGAUCUAGAUGGGUCCAUGUCAAUCAUCAAACGGAGCGACUGGGACACCUUGGAAGAACUGUACUCGGCCAAGCCGCUCAUUGCCAUCGAGAGGAUUGACGACAAGUAUACGCAUGAGCUUAGCGUCUGCAGCGACUGCCGUCUCAAGAGACGAACAGAGUUCGACAUGACCGAGAUUACAGUCCGAGUCCUCCGACCCACUGAUCCCACACCAACUCCAGAGACUUACAAUGAGACACGAUUCGUCCCUGACAAAUCCUCUCACCCACCGGUCCAAGCUACCUUGCUCACAUACAGUAAGCGGGUUAAUAUGGAAGGCUCUCGGAAAUCGAAGCGUAUACGGCAAGGCAGGGAGUACGGCAAGAAGCACAAGAUUACUAUUACCAAAUCCAUGUCAGUAAAGGACCUCAAAGUCAUGUUCGGCGACGAGCUCGGUAUCCCGGUGAUCUCGCAACGGCUCUUUUACAGAGGCAGAGAGUUGGAAGACAGUGCAGCGACCAUGGUUUCUCUCGGGAUCCUGUCAAACGAUCUCCUUGACCUCAAGGAAGAGAGUGAAGAUGUCACAAUCAUCACUGAUACGGAGGACAACGUGCCUAGCAACAGCAAGAAGACGAAGCGGGCUGAAGGGCAAGCCUUCGGCGGGACCCUUCUAGGCGGGUCGUCUUUCGCCACUGCACCACCGUCCAGCUCUCCGUCCACACCUGCAGUGAUUGCUUGCCCCGCAUGUACGUACGAGAAUUGUGCUACAGAGGUUGCAUGUGUCAUGUGCGACACUCCGCUACUCAAUACAUACUGA
Molecule: messenger RNA, 3570 nt
Organism: Epithele typhae
Lineage: Eukaryota; Fungi; Basidiomycota; Agaricomycetes; Polyporales; Epitheliaceae
Product: cysteine proteinase
Exons: 22
Coding region: 1-3570 (1189 amino acids)
Biological process (GO): protein deubiquitination
Cellular component (GO): cytosol; nucleus
Molecular function (GO): cysteine-type endopeptidase activity; cysteine-type deubiquitinase activity; protein binding
Source: RefSeq, a predicted model, not a curated record